This is a messenger RNA of Polyodon spathula (Mississippi paddlefish), 4707 nucleotides long. RefSeq names its product protein bicaudal D homolog 2-like. The transcript is spliced from 7 exons. The record is from RefSeq and is a predicted model, not a curated record. NCBI's taxonomy places the organism in Eukaryota, Metazoa, Chordata, Actinopteri, Acipenseriformes, Polyodontidae. The coding region runs from base 265 to 2787 and encodes 840 amino acids. Gene Ontology annotation, biological process: regulation of microtubule cytoskeleton organization; microtubule anchoring at microtubule organizing center; protein localization to organelle. Gene Ontology annotation, cellular component: cytosol; Golgi apparatus. Gene Ontology annotation, molecular function: dynein complex binding; dynactin binding; cytoskeletal adaptor activity.
CCCCAAUCGGUUUAACUGAGAAAAGAAACAGAGGAAGGCAAGAUCAGCAGCAACCAUGAAACAGGGUCUGCUUUAAAAAGAAGCAACAUUCAGCUUGAAGAAGCUGAUUAUCUCGCUAUGACAAGCAGGCGCGUUAAAAUAAAACAAUAAUGCAGUACAAAUACAAGAGACACUGGUGAAUUAAAUAUUCCUGAAAGGGUUGUGUUAGGUAUAUGAACUAGAAGUGGUUCUCACGUCUUGAUCAAAGCCAGGAUCAGCCGCAAGAUGUCUGUGGAAGGGCAUGGGUACCCCGAGUCGAAAGUGGUGUCGGAAGCCGGACCGGAGUGGUUGAGGACGGAGAUGGAGAGGCUGUCCAGGGAGCUGAGUGAGACGACCCAUGAGAAGAUGCAGGCUGCGGAGUACGGGCUGGCGGUGCUGGAGGAGAAGCAGCAGCUGAAGCAGCAGUACGAUGAGCUGGAGGCGGAGUACGAGACUGCCCGCCGGGAGCUGGAUCAACUCAGAGAGGCCUUCGGACAAGCGUAUUCCAACCACAAGAAGGUAGCUGCGGAUGGAGAGAGCCGGGAGGAGUCCCUGAUCCAGGAGUCCGCGUCCAAGGAAGCCUACUAUGAGCAGAAGGUCCUGGAGCUGCAGACAGAACUCAAACAGAUGCGCAAUAUCCUCGCCAACGCAGAGUCUGAGAACGAUCGGCUCGCCUCCGUAGCACAGGAGAUCAGGGAGAACAACCAGGCUGUGGAACUGCAGCGGAACCGCCUACGCGAUGACAUCAAGGAGUACAAGUUCCGGGAGGCUCGCUUGCUGCAGGACUACACAGAGCUGGAGGAGGAGAACAUCUCCCUGCAGAAACAAGUGUCCGUCCUUAAGCAGAGCCAGGUUGAAUUCGAAGGCCUGAAACAUGAAAUACGACGACUUGAGGAGGAGACAGAGUUCCUCAAUAGCCAGCUGGAGGACGCUAUCCGACUGAAGGAGAUCGCGGAGCGACAGCUGGGAGAGGCCCUGGAAACCAUUAAGACGGAACGGGAGCAGAAGAACAACCUGCGCAAGGAGCUCUCGCACUACAUGAACAUCAGCGACUCCCUGUACAACAGCCCGCUCAGCAUCUCACUGGACGGGCUGAAGUUCAGCGACGAUGCCCUGGAGCCCAACAACGACGAGGUGCUCAAUGGCUACGAGCACAACUCCUUCAGCAAGAUGAACGGAGGCAGCGAGAACAACAAGGUGUCCACGCCCAAGAACGACCUGUACCAACCGGCCCCCAGCCUCGUCAACGACCUCCUGAGCGAGCUCAACAUCUCAGAGAUCCAGAAACUCAAACAGCAGCUCAUGCAGGUGGAAAGGGAGAAGGUGAACCUGCUGGCCACCCUUCAAGAUUCCCAGAAGCAGCUGGAGCAUGCACGGGGAGCGUUGUCGGAACAGCAAGAGAAAGUGAGCAGGCUCACGGAGAACCUCAUCGCCAUGAAGAAGCUGCAGGCCAGCAAGGAGCGGCAGUCAGCCUUGGACAACGAGAAGGAGCGUGACAGCCACGAGGACGGAGACUACUAUGAGGUGGACAUCAACGGACCCGAGAUCCUGGAGUGCAAGUACAAGGUGGCUGUGGCCGAGAUCGGGGACCUCAAAGAGGAGCUGAAGACCUUGAAGGCCAAGUAUGAGAACUGCGAGUCCAAGUAUGAGGAGGAAAAGAGUCGUCUGGAGACUGAGGUCCAGGCCUUGACGGAGAAGUUCACCUCCUUGGAGAAGACUAACCGGACCGACCGAGACCAGGUGGUACGGUUAGAGAAGGAGCUCAAGAAGGUGAGCGACGUGGCCGGGGAGUCCCAGGGUAGUCUGAGCGUGGCCCAGGAUGAGCUGGUGACAUUCAGCGAAGAGCUGGCCAACCUCUACAACCACGUCUGCAUGUGCAACAAUGAGACUCCCAACAGGGUGAUGCUGGAUUACUACAAGGAAGGCAAGGGUGGGCGUACCAGCCCAGAGGGCAGGGGCCGGAGAUCGCCCAUUUUGCUCACAAAAGGCCUUUUCGAAAAUGGGGACAGCCUCCCAUCUCCUGUCUCCUCCCUGCCCUCCCCAGUGUCAGACCAUCGUAAGGAGCCCAUGAACAUCUACAACCUGGUUGCCAUCAUCAGGGACCAGAUUAAACACCUCCAGACAGCCGUGGACAGAACCACAGAGCUCUCUCGGCAGAGAGUGGCCUCCCACGAACUGGGGCCAGUGGUGGACAAAGACAAAGAAGCAUUCAUGGGGGAGAUUCUCAAACUGAAGUCUCUCCUGAGCACCAAGAGAGAGCAAAUAGCGACUCUGAGAACUGUGCUCAAAGCCAACAAACAGACCGCAGAGGUGGCGCUGGCUAACCUGAAGAGUAAAUAUGAGAACGAGAAGGCCAUGGUGACCGAGACCAUGAUGAAGCUGCGCAAUGAGCUGAAGGCACUCAAAGAAGACGCUGCCACUUUCUCUUCUCUCAGAGCCAUGUUCGCUACUCGGUGUGAUGAGUACGUGGUCCAGCUGGAUGAGAUGCAGAGGCAGCUGGCCGCCGCGGAGGAUGAGAAGAAGACCCUGAACUCGCUGCUCCGCAUGGCCAUCCAGCAGAAACUGGCCCUGACCCAGCGGCUGGAGGACCUCGAGUUUGACCACGAGCAGACCCGGCGGGGGGGGCGCAGCAAAACCUCGGCCAGGAGCAAGACUGCCUCGGCCAACUCCCAUGUAAGUCAUGGGCGCUCCUGCGCGGGCCGGCCAGAGGGCUCGGUGCUCACUAACCCAGUCUUCUGCAGUGAGAAGUAUAAAAUCUACUGCGAUUAGGGAGGAGACGGUCCCUCGAAGCUUGUGCGAGGAACUGUACAGCCGUGACGUGCAUCCGUCCCAAGUAGAUAUAAAGCCCCACAUGCUUAGCAUUGCAAUGACUUGUGUUGGUUUGCUGUUGAAAUCGUUGGAUUCCAGUGAUGUUAACUCUUGCUAGUUCAUUAUGUAUGGGAAUGCUGAUAGGCAGGUAAUGUGUAAGGCAUGAAAAUAGCUUUUCCAGGUAAAUUUCUUUUGCAUUGGGUUUGCUAUUGAAUCGUUCAUAGUAAUGUUUGUGAGAGUAGCGGCUUUAAUCUAAGUGUGACCUUGGAUAUCUAAUAGUGUGGGGCUACAACUUUGGUGUCUGGGUGUUAGUACAAUGUUUACUGAUAUGUCCCUUCAUCCUUUUAGCUUGCUACUAACACUGCUGGCCAUAGUCUGAACUGCGCAAACGUGAGCUCUCCUCCCGGGCUGUAACAAAGCUUAAAGGUGUUAAGCAAAGUGGAACCAUGUCAGCAGUUCCAUUGGCUUGCUAGACAUUCAAGCUGAACUGUAUUCUUUCUUAACCCAAAAUGUGUCAGAUUCCAUUGUCUCCUUCAUACAAGCAGCAUUAUGCCAUCUGGUACAAGUCAUAUUAUCAGGCAUGCAGAACGAUGAAAGUCAACUAAAUCAAUGAUGCUCCCAAAGCAUUCUAGGGUUUUUAUGAUGAUUUUCUAGCCUGGGUACAUUAAUCUACAUUUAAAAGACAUAAAACUAACUCAUGCAAAGAAUUCAGCCUUCUAGGGAGAUCAUAGCCUCUGAUUUGUAUAGGCUGUUUUUUUUAUGACGUUUAAAGAAAGCCCAUUUAUAUUUGAUCCUGUCACAAGCCUGGUUAAUUGUAUUAAGUACUGCAUGGAAUUCCAUCAAAAUGAGCGAUUUCCUCAAAAUCUAUGAAUAAUCAGACAGAGCUAUGAUGAUAUACCCCUUAGAGUUGUCAAUACAGUCUGCAUGUUAGUGGGUUAAGAAAAAGCAGGAUAACAUAGCUGAUUUCUUUUUUCAACCUAGAGCAAAGCCAGAAUAGUUUGAAUGUUUUGUCUUAGAAGCUUCCCCAGCUUUUACAUUUUGUUACAGCCCAUCCCAGCUUUGGUUUGCACGUCCUUUUCAGGCUGGGUUCUGUCUGACAAUGUUGCGCGUGUUUACACUAGAGAAAUAUGCAAAUUCAUACUGACACAGGGGGGGAAAAAAAGAUUACAGAUAACUUUGUAACAAAAUUGUCGUGAAGCUGAUUACAAUUUUCUAUACACAGCAUAUAAUAUGUUUUAUGAUAAUAUUUGUAAUUGGUCGAAUAAGGUGUUUCUUAAAAUUUCUGAUUGGGGGAAAUAAUUGAUAAGGGGGAUAAAGGUGUCUUUAUCUACUACUGUAUAUCAGUACCUGUAUAUCCAGUAUGGAUAUACUCCUGUAUUGACAGAAUCACAGUGCACUGCUUUCAGUACUGCGGUUGAUGUUACUGUUGCUUCUCAGCUAAUGUUAACGUUUUCUUACUUGUACAAGCGCAGAUAUCACAGUGCUCUAUGUUACGAUAAGAAACCGGUUUUGUACCCACAAUUUUGAAAGGCUUUAUCCAUGACUUGAUUCGACAUGGGGCCUUUUGUAACAGCCAUUCAGUCUCAAUCAAUCUCAAAGUUACAAAAAGUGUACUUUUAAAAAUGGGUGCCUGUACCUUCUCAACUAUUAAAGAUUAUUAUUAAUUAUUUGAUCCAAAAACUGUGAACAGAUAACAUUUAGUUUUGAAUUGAUAUUGAAAGUUUUUCUUAUCUGCAAGAGCACAAAAAAAGGCACAUUAUUUUGGGUAAGAUGCCGACAUUUGGAAGUGCCUGUUAAUCAAGUCAUUUAUUUCAAUGUAAAGCCCUGUAGCAUUGUCUGUCUGUCUCUCUCUCUCUCUCUCUCUCUCUCUCUCUCUCUCUC